GUCUGGUUGGGGCACCAAGAAAUAGCAACCCCCACUCUCCCAGUCUGCCUGACGGUUCUCUUUGGCGAGGUAGGAAUCCUUCGCCAAAAAGCUUUCCCUAAAGCCCAUUCCGAGGAUUCAAGAGGCCUGAAAGGCCUCGCAAUGGCUCCGCCCCCCUGGGAGAGAGUGCCCAACCAAAACACGCUGUUUGUCCUGGUCACUGGCGCGAAUAGUGGCAUUGGCUUCGGAAUCUGCCAGAGGUUGAUCGAUAACUUCCUAGCUUCCCGCUCCCUUUCCUCCCAUCUGAUCCUAAUCCCGACUACCCGGACUGCGAAGAAAUCACAAGAUACGGUAGUCGCAUUGAGAAACCAUUGCAGGAAGACGGCGAAAACCUCAAAGUCACUGAGGUCGCGUGCUGGGCCGGACUACGACCCGAGAGAUACGACCAGGAGAAUCCACAUUCUCAGCAUCCAGCUGGACCUCUGCAACCUACCCAGCAUUCAGAAAGCUGCGCAGCAGCUGGUGAAUGGGACACUCAGCAGCUCGUGUGAGGAUGGCUACUUCGAACCUCUGGUGGACGUCGAAAUCCCUCGGCUGGAUGCCCUGAUAUUCAAUGCUGGGAUUGGGGGGUGGACGGGAUUGAACUGGUGGCUCGUAAUCCACCAUGUCCUUACCGAAGGGGUUGUGCAGGCUACUACCUGGCCAACCUUCAAGGCCGCCACCGCGGGCUGCACGGUUAAUCCUCUGCCGAAACUGAAAGAUGCAGAUGACUCGACAACUACCCCGGUGCUCGGCGAGGUUUUCUGCGCCAACGUCUUUGGACACUACUUCUUCGCACACGCUCUACUGCCUCUCCUGAGCCGAUCGCAAGACAGCUCCAUGCCACCAGGCCGCAUCAUCUGGGAGAGCAGCGUGGAGGCUGUCUGGGACAGCUUCUCCCUCGCCGACUUCCAAGCCAUCAAGACCGACGCCGCCUACGAGAGCAGCAAGCGGCUCACCGACAUCCUGGCCCUUACCUCCAACCUUCCAGCCGCACGCCCCUACUCAUCCACCUAUCUCAGCCCCGGCAGGUCGUCCACCGCCACGCCGCCCAAGAUCUACCUCACCCACCCGGGCGUCGUCGUGAGCUCCCUCUUCCCGCUCAACGCCUUCCUCUUCUUCUGGUACCGCGUCGCCCUCUACCUGGCGCGCCUCCUCGGCUCGCCCUGGCACCCCGUGACAGCGUACAAGGGCGCCUGCGCGCCCGUGUGGCUCGCCCUCCAGGACCAGGCCGCCCUAGACGCCCUGCGCGCCGACCGCGUCAAGUGGGGCACCAGCACGGACCGGUGGGGCCGCGAGGCCCCCAAGAAGACCGAGGUGGAAGGCUGGGGUUGGGAGGGCCGUGUCGAGGACUGGGCCGUGAUGGCGGCCAAGGACCGGGCGGCGGGGGUGCUGGGGAACCUGGUGGGGAGGAAGAGACGCGCGAGGGAUCUGACGGAGGAGAAGAGGGAAAAGUUCGAGGAGCUGGGUGCCGAGUGCUGGCGCGAGAUGGAGGAGUUGAGGAAGGAGUGGGAUACCAGGAUGCGGUAAAGGCCGGGUGAGCCUCGUGACUCCUGACAGAGAGGUCUCUGCGUGAAGUUGUCUCGGAAACGCAUAAAAUUAUCCCUAACGUGGCUUGCUAGACAACGCUCCCCCCGGGUAUUUAGUGAGAUACAUCGAUAGACAUACCCAUACCUAAUCGUAAUUACCAAAUUCAGACCACGCUAUUAAAAC
Phialemonium atrogriseum is the source of this 1731-nucleotide messenger RNA. RefSeq lists its product as uncharacterized. The record is from RefSeq and is a predicted model, not a curated record. Bases 142 to 1548 code for a protein of 468 amino acids. NCBI's taxonomy places the organism in Eukaryota, Fungi, Ascomycota, Sordariomycetes, Cephalothecales, Cephalothecaceae. Gene Ontology annotation, molecular function: 3-beta-hydroxysteroid 3-dehydrogenase (NADP+) activity. The transcript is spliced from 2 exons. Gene Ontology annotation, biological process: ergosterol biosynthetic process. Gene Ontology annotation, cellular component: mitochondrial outer membrane; endoplasmic reticulum membrane; lipid droplet.